GGCAGCUCUCAGAAUUAGAUCAAGCCGGUUCUGGAAGAACCUGUCUCCAGCACUCUCUGCACCUCAAAGAGAGGAGGAUAAGCCCCUCUGUACCCCCGCCACUGCCCUCUGCCCCCUCUGCAGUCCUUUAGCCUCCUGGAGAAAGGCUGGAAGUUGCCCCUUACAAGGCUGGGCAGAAGAGAAGAAGAUUUCAUCCAGGUCCUGUGAAGAUGGCAGCCUCCCAGGAUCUGUAUGACACCCCUGGGGACAGGCUAGAUGCUUUCGUGAGGCACAGCCUUCAGCCCGAGGGGGAUUGGAAAGAUGAAGUGAAGGACGCCCAGCAGAGAAUCGAGCAGUUUUUGAGGGAUCAGUGUUUCCAUGAUGAGCUGAUUCUGGACAAAGAAGUCAGGGUGCUGAAGGUGGUGAAGGGUGGCUCCACAGGGAAGGGGACGACCCUGAACUACAGCUCCGACCUGGACCUGGUUCUGUUCCUGAGCUGCUUCUCCAGCUUCCAAGACCAGGCACGGCUCCGAGGAGACAUCAUCAGCUUCAUUGAGCAGAAAUUGAUUCACUGUAGCAGAAGCCUAGCCUACAACAUCACUGUGGCCCAGCACAGAGAAGGGACCAGCACCCCUCUGCCAGAGACCAGAGUCCUGAGUGUGACAGAGAUCCACUCCUCUUCUUUCUCCAGACCCAUAAUCCUGGACCCAGCUGACCCCACCAACAACCUGGGAAGGAAAAAAAGAUGGGAUGUGGUGGCCCAAGAGGCUGCUUACUGCCUGAGGCAGGCUUGCUGCACAACUGUAAACCCCCUCGAGGGCUGGCACGUACAGCGAGCAAGGAACAUCCUGGUGACAGUGAAACAGACAGGGAAGAAGGCCUGGACACUAUCAGUGAACCCCUACAACCCCAUCUGGAAAAUGAAGACAGAAAUCAAGAGAGAGUUUGGCUUCAGUGGACAGCAGCGUGUCUCUUUCCAAGAGCCAGGAGGGGACCGGCAACUUCUUAGCAGCCGGCUGACCCUGGCAGAUUAUGGGAUCUUCUCAAACGUGAACGUCCGAGUGAUAGAGACCUUCCCUCCUGAGAUCCAGGUCUUCGUAAAGGAGUCUAGUGGCCAGAGCAAACCUUAUGCCAUUGACCCUAGUGACUCCAUUCGUGACUUGAAAGAGAAGAUUGAAGAAGCUGGAGGACCUUGUGUGGAAAAUCAGAUACUGAAGUUCCAGGGUCGGAAACUGCAGAAUCGUCGCAGCCUGGCAGACCUGCAGAUUGAAGACUGUGACACCAUCAUGCUCAUUAGGAGAAGCCAGGAUUAUGGGCAUUAGGCCAGGACAAACAACCUGUACUGGGGGCCUGUGGUCUGGUUGCCCAUGAGGUAGACUCCUAUGGUCCUGUUCCCUGACCCCGCUCCUCUCUUUCUGAAGCAUAAAUGUGAACGUACCCUUUCCCUUGCUUAGAAUCCUCUGGUGGCUCCCCACUACCUACAGAAUAAAGUUCAAGUUCUUUUCCUUGGCAUUUGA
This is a messenger RNA of Otolemur garnettii (small-eared galago), 1496 nucleotides long. RefSeq names its product 2'-5'-oligoadenylate synthase-like protein 2. The record is from RefSeq and is a predicted model, not a curated record. Lineage: Eukaryota; Metazoa; Chordata; Mammalia; Primates; Galagidae. The coding region runs from base 210 to 1301 and encodes 363 amino acids. Gene Ontology annotation, molecular function: double-stranded RNA binding; protein binding; 2'-5'-oligoadenylate synthetase activity. Gene Ontology annotation, cellular component: cytosol; membrane; nucleoplasm. Gene Ontology annotation, biological process: negative regulation of viral genome replication; defense response to virus; regulation of ribonuclease activity. The transcript has 4 exons.